Molecule: messenger RNA, 1173 nt
Organism: Scedosporium apiospermum
Lineage: Eukaryota; Fungi; Ascomycota; Sordariomycetes; Microascales; Microascaceae
Product: Replication factor C subunit 3
Exons: 3
Coding region: 1-1173 (390 amino acids)
Biological process (GO): DNA-templated DNA replication; DNA repair
Cellular component (GO): Rad17 RFC-like complex; nucleus; DNA replication factor C complex
Molecular function (GO): ATP hydrolysis activity; DNA binding; ATP binding
Source: RefSeq, a predicted model, not a curated record
AUGUCUGACUACGGUGACGACAUGGACGUGGACGGUCCCCCCGCCGUGUCCGUCAUUCCGGAGUCCACGAAAGGCAAGCGGAGCGCUGCCAAUCUCCCCGUCGAAGCCGAAGACAGUCUCCCAUGGGUCGAGAAAUACAGACCAGCAACCCUAUCAGACGUCUCCGGCCACCAGGACAUCCUCGCAACCCUAAACAAAUUCAUCGAAACCAACCGCCUCCCCCACCUCCUCCUCUACGGACCCCCCGGCACGGGUAAAACCUCCACCAUCCUCGCCCUCGCCCGCCACAUCUACGGCCACGACAACAUGCGCCAGAUGGUCCUCGAGCUCAACGCCUCCGACGACCGAGGUAUCGACGUCGUGCGCGAACAAAUCAAGACUUUCGCCUCGACGAAGCAAAUCUUUUCCGUCGCGCCGACUUCGAAACCCGGCGGCGGCGGUGCGGCGGCGGGGUUCAAGCUCAUCAUCCUCGACGAGGCGGACGCCAUGACGAACACGGCGCAGAUGGCGCUGAGGAGGAUCAUGGAGAAGUACACGGUCAACACGAGGUUUUGCAUCAUCGCCAACUACUCGCACAAGCUGUCGCCGGCGCUACUGUCGAGGUGUACGCGGUUCAGGUUUAGUCCGUUGAAGGAGGCGGAUAUCAAGGUGUUGGUGGAUAAGGUGAUCGAGGAGGAGAACGUCAAGAUUCUUCCCGAGGCUACGGAUGCGCUUGUGAAGCUUAGUAGGGGAGAUAUGAGAAGGGCGCUCAACGUGUUACAAGCCUGCCACGCUUCGAGCACACCCCUACGGCCCAAAAACGCCCCCAAAAUCCCCGAAAGCGAAAUCGUCCGAGAAACCAUCACGACCGAGACGAUAUACAACUGCAUCGCCGCCCCAGCGCCCGACGCCAUCCGCGAAAUCCUCGACACCCUCCUAAGCAACCCGGAUGUCACGUCGUGCCUGAGCACCAUCAACACGCUCAAGACGGCGCAAGGGCUCGCGCUCGCAGACAUCAUCACGGCGCUGUCGGAGGAGAUUGCGAAGCUGGAGGUCAAGCCCGAGGUCAUGAUUCAUUGGCUUAGCGGGCUGGCGGAUAUCGAGCAUAGGGUUGCUGGAGGAGGGGCGGAGGGAGUGCAGACGGGGGCGGUUGUGGGAGUGAUUAGGAAUGGCGUUGAGUUGUCGCAGAGGUAG